CAAAUUCAAGUCUCCCUCUUAAACCCUAAAAGUAGAGUCUUUGCUCUCUGUAACCACCGAGUUCGACUGUGCGAGUGUGUGAUCACCUGAAUCUCGAUCAAUCAACGAUUUCCACAAAAAUCUGUUUUUUAGGGUUCUUAAUUUCCCCUUUUCACAGCAAAGACAACCACAUUCAAGAUUCGAAGACAUUGUUCAGUUUUGCAUCAAGAUUAUAGACAGAUGGCGCUUCAAUGUGCGAAGAAGGAGGCUUACUUUGUUCACCGGCACCGCAAAGAUCCCAUUGGUGAUAAUGAUGAUAUUCAUAGUGAAAAUAAACGCUUGAAGGGGAAGAUAAUGGAUAUUGAAGAUAGGCUGUUGACACUUGAACAACAGGUUGCCACAUUGAAGCGGUUGCAUAAGGUAGUUGAUGACCUAGCUGCUAAGAAGGAGCCUGACUUUGGUUUCUAUCUCUGCAAAGAUCCCGUUGAUGAUAUUCGGAGUGAAAAUAAGCGCAUGAUGGAGAAGAUGGUGGAACUUAGUGAUAGACUGUUGGUACUCGAGCAUGAAUUUCCCCUAUUGGAGAAGCUGUGGUGUAAGGAAGUUGUUUAGUCUGUCAAGGAAGUAGAUGACAGAACCACUCAACCACCUGUUGAAAAGCAAGCUAAUAGUCCUUUUUGUAAAGCAAUCCUACUAUUAACCUGUAGCACUUUGAUCUGCGGUCUUUCAGAUGUAAAAGACUUGAUUUUCAAAUAUUUCGAAGUGACUUAGCUUCUACUAUUA
Lotus japonicus is the source of this 759-nucleotide messenger RNA. RefSeq lists its product as uncharacterized. Lineage: Eukaryota; Viridiplantae; Streptophyta; Magnoliopsida; Fabales; Fabaceae. The record is from RefSeq and is a predicted model, not a curated record. Bases 220 to 588 code for a protein of 122 amino acids. The transcript has 5 exons.